Messenger RNA from Drosophila albomicans, 664 nucleotides. Its product is annotated as lysozyme P-like. The coding region runs from base 23 to 565 and encodes 180 amino acids. The transcript is spliced from 2 exons. NCBI's taxonomy places the organism in Eukaryota, Metazoa, Arthropoda, Insecta, Diptera, Drosophilidae. The record is from RefSeq and is a predicted model, not a curated record.
CUGUUCAAUCGAUUUUUGCUAAAUGGAGAAGACAGUUCUUCUUUUUGUUCUGCUUCUGGUCGGCACAGUACAAAGUGAUCGAACUCUCGAUCGUUGUACCUUGGCCAUCGAAAUGGAUCGACUAGGAGUACCACGAGCGGAUCUAGCAGCCUGGGUGUAUAUUGCAAAUCACGAAAGCGGCUUUCAAAAUAACGUUAUUAGUAUACAAGUUGAUGGCAGCAAAAGCUAUGGUCUAUUUCAAUUGAGCAGCAAGAUUUGGUGUGCGGAGUCAGACGACAGUGCCAGCGAUAAUUUCUGUAAUGAGAGCUGCGAUAAUCUUCUGUCAGACCAGAUUAAAGCCAGUGUUCGGUGUGCACUGGUCGCCAAGGGUCGAGCAGGUUGGACACCAUGGCCGAUUUACAGGGAUUUCCAGUUGAACAGAUUGACCAGUGUUGAGGACUGCUUUCAACCAGAAAUCAUCAAUUGCAUCACGAAUGCGACUGUAACUAAUGCCAUGAUAGAUGCAACAGAACACGGAGUAUACAGAGCUUUCUACGAUUACAAGCCCGAGUUUGAAUUUCAAUAAGGAUUUUCGCUGAACAGGGCUCUCAGAUAAUUCUUAACAAUAACGUAUUUUGUAAAUUUAUUAUAAAAAUAAGAAAAAUUGUCCUAUUUAUAUGUAUGA